Molecule: messenger RNA, 11326 nt
Organism: Corythoichthys intestinalis (scribbled pipefish)
Lineage: Eukaryota; Metazoa; Chordata; Actinopteri; Syngnathiformes; Syngnathidae
Gene: dgkh
Product: diacylglycerol kinase, eta
Exons: 31
Coding region: 119-4018 (1299 amino acids)
Biological process (GO): intracellular signal transduction; diacylglycerol metabolic process; lipid phosphorylation
Molecular function (GO): ATP-dependent diacylglycerol kinase activity; protein binding
Source: RefSeq, a predicted model, not a curated record
GCGUCCGGUCCAUUCGGUGCGUGUAUGAGCACCGCGCGAGCGGCGUGAAGACCUUCUCCUCCUGGCCGAGCUCGGUGUUUCGUCUUCCCGCGGAGGAUCGACAGACAGAGGCAGGGACAUGGAGGAUGUCUGCCAUUAUACCCGGAGCCCUGCCUGGGAGGAGCUGGAGCCGGAUAAAGGUCCCGGGUCUGUGGCGAAGAUCCACCCCCACGUGGUGGGCGCCGUCUCGGUGUCCGGUGCGGCGGACGAGUCUUCUGACAGCGAGGUGGAACAAGAGGGUCCUCAAAAACUCAUCCGGAAAGUUUCCACCUCAGGACAAAUAAGGAGCAAGACGAGCAUAAAGGAAGGAUUGUUACUGAAACAGACCAGCUCCUUCCAGAGGUGGAAGAAGCGUUACUUCAAGCUGAGAGGCCGAACACUCUACUAUGCGAAAGACGCCAAGUCCGGCAGCGCUUUGGGCCGGUGGCAAGAGCGAGCGCUGCGCCGGGCAUCCCGGAGCCGCGUUUGCUGGCGAGCUCUGUCGGUGUGCUGGACCGGCGCGCGGUGCUCACCCCCGCCUCUGGCUGCCGGCGGAUCUGAGGAGGGCCUAGUGAGAAUUCGGUCUCUCAUCUUUGACGAAGUGGACCUGUCAGACGCCAGCGUUGCCGAGUCCAGUACCAAAAAUGUCAACAACAGCUUCACGGUGAUCACCCCUUUCCGUAGGCUGAUUCUUUGCGCCGAGAACCGCAAGGAGAUGGAGGACUGGAUCAGCUCGCUCAAGUCCGUCCAAUCCAGAGAGCAUUACGAGACGGCUCAGUUUAAUGUGGAACAUUUCUCAGGGAUGCACAACUGGUACGCCUGCUCACACGCACGGCCCACUUUUUGCAACGUCUGCAAAGAUAGCUUGUCGGGGGUCACGUCUCACGGUCUCUCCUGCGAAGUGUGUAAAUUCAAGGCCCAUAAACGCUGCGCGGUUAGAGCCAUUAACAAUUGCAAAUGGACUACUCUGGCCUCCAUUGGCAAAGACAUCAUCGAGGAUGAAGACGGGAUUGCGAUGCCCCACCAGUGGCUGGAGGGGAACCUGCCCGUCAGUGCCAAAUGCGCCGUGUGUGACAAGACAUGCGGUAGUGUGUUGAGGCUGCAGGACUGGCGCUGCCUUUGGUGCAAAGCCAUGGUGCACACAGCCUGCAUGGACCUGUACCCUCGCAAGUGUCCUCUCGGCCAGUGCAAAGUUUCCAUCAUCCCCCCGACGGCCCUUAACAGCAUCGACUCAGAUGGCUUCUGGAAGGCCACCUGCCCCCCUUCCUGCGCUAGUCCCCUCUUGGUCUUCGUCAACUCCAAAAGCGGCGACAACCAAGGCGUCAAGUUCCUUCGGCGCUUCAAGCAGCUGCUCAACCCGGCGCAAGUCUUUGACUUGGUCAAUGGUGGCCCACACCUGGGUCUCCGCCUUUUUCAGAAGUUUGACAACUUCCGAAUCCUUGUGUGUGGUGGUGACGGGAGUGUAGGCUGGGUGCUCUCGGAGAUCGACAAACUCAACCUACAUAAGCAGUGCCAGUUAGGGGUGCUGCCUCUCGGCACAGGAAACGACCUGGCGCGCGUGCUGGGCUGGGGCCCGUCGUGCGACGAUGACACGCAGCUACCGCAGACCCUUGAGAAGCUGGAGCGAGCCAGCACAAAGAUGCUGGACCGCUGGAGCAUCAUGACCUACGAGAUAAAGAUCCCUCCCAAGCACGGCUGUCCCGCCACGCCCGAGGGUACAGAUGGCUGUCAGUUUCACAUUGCGGCUUACGAAGAUUCCGUGUCGACUCACCUCACCAAGAUCCUCAACUCAGAGCAGCAGACUGUGGUCGUGUCCUCCGCCAAGAUCCUGUGUGAAACGGUGAAGGAUUUUGUCAUCAAAGUAGGAAAAGCCUAUGAAAAAAGUGCAGAGAGUGCGGAAGAGUGCGACUCCAUGUCUCUCAAGUGUGCCAACCUGAACGAAAAACUGGACUCCCUCCUGCAAACGCUCAACAGCGAGUGCCAGUCCUUGCCUCCUCUACCCCACGCCACUCCUCCUAUUGUAGAAGAGGAGCGAGAGGAGGAGGAGGAGGUGACAGAGGGCGAAGAGGAGAAAACGGAAGAUGAGGCCGCCAGCGAAGAAAGCCUGACAGAGUUGAAGGAGAAGCUGGAAGAGGAGGAGACGGAGAAAUUCCCACACACGCUCUUCAAAAGUCGGGAGCAGCUGAUGUUGAGGGCCAACAGUUUGAAGAAAGCGUUGCGACAGAUCAUAGAGCAGGCAGAGAGAGUGGUGGACGAGCAGAACACCAACAUGGACGAGUCUGAGCCGACAUCCCCGCUUGAGUUUCGCAAAGACAGUGAAGAGGAGAACCGGGACAGCGAAAAGGAUGAGGACACCAAGGAGCUGGAGGCCUUAGCGCCUGUCAAGAGUGUGUGUUCUUCCACAGACAGGAGGGUGAGUCGCAGCACGCAGUCCUACAGUUCCUUUAGCAUCACGCCAUUCACCACCAGUAAGGAGAAUCUGCCUGUGCUCAACACACGCAUCAUCUGCCCUGGACUGAGGGCCGGUCUGGCGGCCUCAAUAGCAGGAAGUUCCAUCAUUAGCAAGAUGCUGCUGGCCAACAUUGACCCCUUUGGCGCCACCUCUUUUAUUGACCCCGACCUGGACUCGCUAGAGGGCUACAGUGAGAAAUGUGUGAUGAACAACUACUUCGGCAUCGGACUGGACGCUAAAAUCUCCUUGGAGUUCAACAACAAGAGGGAAGAACAUCCGGAAAAAUGCAGGAGUCGGACCAAGAACAUGAUGUGGUACGGUGUCUUGGGAACAAAGGAACUACUACAGCGGACCUACAAAAACCUGGAGCAAAAGGUCCAGCUGGAGUGUGACGGCCAGUACAUCCCCUUGCCCAGCCUUCAGGGCAUCGCCGUGUUGAACAUUCCCAGCUACGCUGGCGGUACCAACUUCUGGGGUGGCACCAAGGAGGAUGACAUUUUCUGCGCUCCGUCUUUUGACGAUAAAAUCCUGGAGGUCGUGGCAGUGUUCGGGAGCAUGCAGAUGGCCGUUUCCAGGGUCAUCAAGCUGCAGCACCACCGCAUAGCACAGUGCCGGACUGUGAAGAUCACAAUCUUGGGCGACGAAGGAGUUCCCAUCCAGGUGGACGGGGAGGCCUGGAUCCAGCCGCCGGGAGUCAUCAAAAUCCAGCACAAGAACAGAGCGCAGAUGCUCACCAGAGACAGGGCUUUUGAGAACACGCUCAAGUCGUGGGAGGACAAGCUGAAAUACGACAAACCACCUCUGCGGCCUCACCUCUACCCGCAACAGUCUGUUGACCUGGCCACAGAGGAGGAGGCCGCCGCCGUGCAGCUAUGCGCCCGCGCCGCGGAAGAGCUUAUCACCGGAAUAUGCGAAGCUGCUAAAACCAACGGCCUCUUGGAGCAAGAAUUAGCGCAUGCCGUAAAUGCGGCGUCACACGCAAUCAACAAAACGCACCCUAAGUUCCCUGAGAGUCUUUCCAGGAAUACGGCGAUAGAGGUGGCCAGCACUGUCAAGGCUUUGUACAACGAGACCGAAUCACUUCUUGUGGGCCGGGUGUCUCUGCAAUUGGACCCUCCGGAGGAAGAACAGCUUUCCGGUGCCCUGCAGAGUCUGGAGUUGGAACUGGGAAAAUUAGGAGAGAUAACGUGGCUCUACCACAUUCUUCAACCCAAUGAUGAGGAGGACCAAUCUCUGGGUUAUGGCAAGAGGAACAGUCGCGGCGGCGUCUUUCGCAUAGUACCCAAGUUCAAGAAGGAGAAGGCGGCCAAAAAGAGCAGCCCGCAGUCAGUGGAAAGAUGGGGCACGGACGAGGUGGGUGUCUGGUUGGAGCAGCUGAGUCUGGGAGAGUACCGGGACACCUUCAUUCGACACGACAUACGAGGCUCAGAGCUGCUGCACCUGGAGAGGAGGGACCUGAAGGAUCUGGGGAUAUCGAAAGUGGGUCAUAUGAAGAGAAUCCUCCAGGGAACUAAGGACUUGGCCAAGGCCUCCAUGCUAGAUCUUUAACCCGGAAGCAUCCGCUUCCAAAGAGAAGAAACGUCUCCCACCUCCGAAGAAGAUGGCGACGUGUCGCCGAAGAGGAGGGAAGCGCGUCAAGGAAAAAAGUCAUUUCCUUGACAAUAACCGAUCGUAUUUCAAACACAUACACGUACGCACAGGUAUGCAAGCAGACAGUGCAAUUUGUCCUUUUGACUUGCCGUGACAAAUUAGUAGCAAAAGCAGGACUUCCGUGAGUGAAGAUGUCGUUUGUUGUUUUAUAUUGUGUUUUGAGAAACAAAAGUAUCGUUUCCUAUGACAACGGCGUGUUCUUCGCUGGUUUCAUUGCAUGAUUUUAGCGUCUUCACCUUACGUGGUAACACUUGAACAAGUUCAAAGUAUUAUCAGUGCCAUUUGUGACUACUGAGAGUGUCAUGUCCCUUUUCACGCAAGGCAUGUGAGGGAGGGGAGUUUUCAUUUAUUUGAUUUGCAUGACAAAGUGUCCAAGAUCUGCCAUAUCUCCUGUAUUUUUAGCUUAAAAUAUGCUGUAGGACAGGGGUGUCCAAACGUUUUUCCUCCAAUUGCCGCUUAAAAAAAAUUUUUUUUUUAAUCGUUGGAUCAAUAUCAGCUUUCUCAGUUGAAAUGGAUUUGACAUCUGUAACUGUCAAUGGCAGUGAAUGAGUUCAAGGUGACAAGCAACAAAAUAAUCCAGCGGUAUGAGGAUAUCGCAAAAUGACAGUGGUACCUCAAGAUACGAAAACCUUGGUUACAUGAAAAAUUCACUCAAGUUUUUCCUCUUAAUAUUACGAAAAAUGAUCAUAGGAAUCAUGUAACUACAUUUGACUAUAAAUGUAAACAGACAAAAUAAUGUACUAUAUACACAGUGCUCAUGUGUAUAAAAUGAAGGAAUCUGACCUUUUAGCCAGAUUGCUGGAACCGACAACCCGGCCAAAAGGCCAAACUCCGCAUGCUCACCUUAGUCUUAACCCCUUGUACUGACUCCAUUUUGAAAGCUGGAAGAAGGCUUCGAAGCACAAGUUGACAAUUUAUUCAGGUCGACAGCGAUCAUACAGCACAGAUGCACCCAGGCGAGGAUCCAAGGUCACCAUAUCACAAGUCAACAAAAGGUUCCCGGGAAAAAUGACAACGAUUAGUUAAACAUUUAGUCUUUUUGAAGGCUCUCGCGGGGCGGGAUAUGGGCAGAAGGGUGUGUUAGGGCAUUGUUUAGGAUUAUUGCCUGUUUGUGGAUUGGACAGGAGGAAUCGGGAGUUACUGUUGUCAGGGUAACGAGGGUUGCGGAUUUUGCCACCUCAGUGUCAAAGGGGCUCUUGGAGUCUUAUCAGUUGUGUUUUCAGUUGAAUAUUGGGCGUUCUGCGGUGUUCCUUGUGUUGGAACAGGGUGUCCAGCCAUUUGUUCUGGACUGUCUGGGAGAACUGAUUACGAGAGUUGGUGGUGCAGACGUGGGCUUGUCAGCGUCAAUCUUGCUCAGUCAGUUGCACUAAUAGCACUAUGGCUCAUACAACACCAUUGACUCGCCUUAGCUUAGCCACCAGAGGUAUAUAGUGAUGCGUUACAUGUACUCUGUUCUAUUUACUUGCGUAAUUUUUUGAGAAAAAUGUACUUCUUAAGAGUAGUUUUACCACACAAUACUUUUUACUUGAGUAUAUUUGUAAAGAAGAUACACUACUCUUACUCCGCUACUUUUGGCUACACUAGUCGUUACAUUUUUCUUCUUUAUUCUACAUAUUGGCUUUUAUUUUUGCUAGAGAUGCAACAAUAAACGCACGACUCUAUUAUAACAUUCAGAAGUUACAAUGUUUUUUGGACGGGUAAUGAGUCAAAAUGUUCGGGUCUAAAUUUUUGUGUCCUCUUUAUGACGAAAAAAACAGUCACGUCACCAUUGGGCCGGGGACCGGUACCAGUUCGUGCUGCAUUUGCUACGGGGCCACAGAGAAAUCAUAAAUAACUUGUUAAUGACCGCAAUCUGGCCUGAGAAGAGAUUUGCGUACGCUACCCUCUAGUGGUUGGCCGCCAUUACUGGGGUGUUUGCUCAACACUUUCUGAGCCAGAAGAGGAGCCUACAACCAAGUCCAUUCUGCAUAAUGUGGCUAAAAGCAUAAUAUCAAAAAAUCUGAACUUCCACUUUAAGUGCCACUAGGUGGUGAAAAAGCAUUACAAAUAAAGAUAUGCAAUCAGAGAACAAAACAGCAAAUUUAAUGUUUUUUUUUUGUUUUUGUUUUUUUUGAACGAAUUAGUUCACUUACAUGUAAAACGCCAUUCAUUAUACGAAAAAAUUAUAAUAGGAAUUCACUUCGUAUUUUGAGGUACCACCGUACAAGUUUAUGUAUGAAAAUACUGAAAUUCUACAGUUUCCUGGAUUGGUUUCAACAUGUCAGGUUUUGACCCGUUGGCUAAUUGAGGGACAGCUCCAUCUAGUGGUCAAGCUGAGAAGUGCAAGAGAAUGUAGACUGAACUCAAGCUUCACGUGCAGGUCAUAUUCAGUGAUAUUUUCAUCAUUUGCAGCGGGCCAACAGCUGUAAACUCAUUGCUAUCAUGGCUUGGUCCGACAUUAUCUGCCAUUGACAGCGCUAGACGUCCAAUUGCUUUAAACGGAUUGGACGUCUACUAGCGAUAAGCUCAUCGGUGGGAAAGGUACGUCUCGGCCACAGGACGAACAAUUUUAUUUUAACUUAUUGGCUGCCGCUGACGUCGUAUUCAACGAUAUUUCCACUUGCCGCCAAUAAUUUGGGCCUAUAUAAACUAGGUAGCAGGCUGUAGUUUGGACACCCCUGCUUUAAGAAGAUGUCGUUCGGAGGUUUGAAUGCUAUUCGCGACAUAAGAAAAGAAGGAUUGCAUGGGAAACCAAAGUGAAAGUUAUGGACGGGAAAAACGGUCUUCUCUUGCUUUUUUACCAGCGCUUACCUGUAGCAAUUUUUUUUCUUCAACAAUGGGAGAACACUUUAUCUUAGUUACUGUGCCAAGUCCACUUUAGUAAAUAAAUGUGUAUAAAACGGUGACAAUCGAAAGAAGGAAACAACCAAUGCAGUAUUAUUAGUAGUUAGGCUUGUAACUGUAAAGAAUUUUGCUGGACGUUAAGUUGUAUCACAAAUAGAAUUUUUGGACCAUUUUAACCUCUUAACCUUGCUAAAGGUAAUUUCUGCAUGUGCAUUCACCGAACAACAUGGCGAUGAAAAGUCUUUUCAUAGUUCUGCCCUGAAUUGAAAUGAGAUCCGCUGCCAUUCCUCCCACUUCAAAUAGAUGGGACGUCUGGCAGCGUCAAUUUCAGACAGUGAGUUAAACGGCGUCUGACCGAGUCAAGAUAACCAUGACUUUACAAUCAAGUGAGUAUGUAGUCUUUUAGUGUUAAUAGACCAAAAAAAAGUAUUUUUUUUUUUUUAAAAAUGUCAGCCAGGUAUCAGAAUCGGUACCUGGAGCCAAAAUAUGGUGUUGGUGCAACACUACUUAUAAAUAUUCAUUAUUUAGGAACACAAAUACUGUGUAGAGUUGUCCGAUAUUGACUUUUUAACUAUUAAGUAUUCCAAUCCCGAUAUAUGUGGUCAUGGACUGCAUCACGUAUGUAAAUAAAUGCAUAAUAGAAUAAAUGAUAAACGAUGAUAAAUGAGAAAUGAGCCAAAAUGUCCGUAAUUAACUGAAAGAAUAAAUCACAAAUACAUUAAGUUUAUGCUAGUUACACCAAAGCGCCACCCGGGGGCAAUAAAGUAUUACAACUACAGGCGGGCAACCAUAGGACCAGAGUCCAGACAAUGAGUGAAAAUUCCCACAAUGCAUUGUGCCGGGUGUAUGCACAGAUUGUUUUAUUACUUUUUUUAGUGACUAUUUCUUUCUGGUAACGCGAUAGUUAUAUGUGAUAAGUUUCCAGUUCAUUAUUUUAUUUGUGCACCAUGAGUGAUUUGUGUCUUUCCCUAAAUUUGAAAUUUGGAGACAUCUGUAGUACAGCAGCAGCUAGAGAUUAUUUUGAUAGUCAAAUAAUCUGUAAACAAGUUCGUGCAAAUAAUCAAGUAUUUGGAUAAGGGACAUUUAAUGUGUUUUAGAAUCAGUUUUAGGAGAUGUAACACUUAGGUUUGAGAAUAUUGCACUUUCAAAAGAGCAUUACAAUACAAAAAAGUGUCUCUUCAAACUAUGCAGAAUAGCACUUUCAUUAAAAAAAAGAAUUUAAAAUACCUGAGUUUAUCUUCAGAUGGCUAAAAAUAUAAAUGAAUAAAUAAAUAAUUGAGGAUCAAAGUACAAUAAUAGUACAACCAGCUAACUUGCAUAGCAAAAGUCCACGAGCUUAAAUGCUAUAAAAAGCUAACUUUUUUUUCUUUACAAUGCUCUUAACAAAUCGUUUAACCCCCCCCCCCCCCCCAAAAAAAAAAAAAAAAACGGCAAAAUAUACCUAUAAACUAAAUCACGAAAUCUUACAACCUUAUGUUGGUCUUAACAGGGAAUAGCCUGUUUCAGCCAUGUUGAAUGAGUUAUGUCAUAUUCACUGUUGCCACAAGAGGGUAGUGUAUCCACCUAAAUCAACGAAACUUAAUGCAAACACUUUCCAAACAAACCAUUACAAUGCCACUCUAAUUAAGCAGCAAAAUUUAAUUCGAAGUUUUUUCUAAUCGAAAUACUCGAGUUAGUCCGUUAAUCGUUGCAGCACUAAUCUAGAGGUCACUCUAAGCUUAGCUGCCGUGCUAAGAUGUGAUCAGCCCAUGUACAAAGGCUGCAGGCUUCUACAUGAUAUUUUAGGCCAACAUACAUUUCGGCGCAAAACUAAUACCGAUAUUUUCCAAUGUUAUUGUAAAUGCUUUUAUCGGCCACUUGAUGGUAUCGGACAACUCUACUUAAAAGGCAACAUUUCCAAACUACAAAAUUGAUACUUUCAUAUGAACAUGUUUAUUUUUUAUAAGGCCAUAUGCAAAUCUGUCACUUUUUUGCUCAAUAAAAUAUUAUGUAAAGUUGAUAAAAAGUUGAGUAUAGUUCAAAAUUUUAAGUUAAUGAAUGCCCCGCCCACUAUAAGAAAUGCAGUAUUUGUGUACUUGUUUUCUUCAUUGCUUGCCUUACGCAAGUGCAAAUCAUAUCGUAUAAAUGAACAUCUUUGCUCGACCUCUUAGCACAUUUACACAUAUAUCACACAAAUGCAUUUUUUUUAAUUAAUAGAUUUUUAAAGUAACACUGCAUGGGCAUGCAGCUUGUUUUUUAAGUAUUGUUAGUAUUUUUAACAACUUGUGGCAUUACAGGGUCUGUUAUUUCUUGAGGUAAAUUUGUACAUACCGUACUGUAUAGUAUCUAUAUCUCUAAAUAUGCACUGUCUACAGAGUACAGUAUACCGGUGUAUGCAAGCCACGUUUGUUGGGUGUUGUCGGUGGCUCGACGUGGCAUGCGCGUGUCAACACUUUUGGCCUGUGUGUAUAUAUGACAACUUGUGCAUGGCGGUGAUGAUGUUGUGAUAGAUGUGCAAUAUUCAAACACAUUUUCACUGGCACGCAAAUACAGUUGCUUCCCCCAGCGGUGCUUCCAUAAUGACACGAUGGCUUAAGCGAAUAAGAUGAGGCAGCGUAGGACAAUUGAGCUAUUGUGUCAUUUUGUAGUAAGGAGAGAAGUAUAGUCGCCAAACUUGUUAUUUAAUUGUCAAAUUUGUUGUGAUUUUCAACCUCGGGGCCAUUAAGACUGGAACAUCUUUUUUCUGACGAUAUGUCGCCAUAAUUUGUAUCCCAAAAGGCUCCCGCCGAGAAUCGUUUUCAAAAGGUUAGUCAAGGAAGCAACGGCUCGCUCGCUAAAUUUUCCACUAGAACAGUGUCAAUGUUAGCUCAUUGGCCGCCAUUGACGCCACUAGACGAACAAUACUGAGUAUCUCGUCAGGCUUUAUUUUAAAAAAGGUUUCGAUUGUCGUUCAUUUAAAUGGAAGCAGCAAAGCGCUACGUAAAGUACAUGGUCGCUAAUUUAGCUAAAUUAGCCGAACGGCAUCCCGUCACGUCAAUAUACGUAAUAUAAUGGCAUUUUAUUUAAUAAUUAUACGUUAAAUUACAUAAUAUUACGACCUUAGUUUUGUAAUAUUACGUCUUUUUCUCAUAAUAUUAUGAUUUUAAUCUCGUAACAUUACGAGAUUUAAGUCAUUAUCUUACAAUUUUAUUUUCUCAUAACACGUAACAUUACUUUUUUCUCAUAUUACGUAUAGCUACGUAGUAUUACCAUUUAUGUCUUGCAAUAAUACAUAUUUUUUUCUCAGAAUAUUAUGAUUUCAAUCUCGUAAUAUUACAAUUUUUGACUUUACUCGUAAUAUUGCGAGAUUUUAAUCUCGUAAUAUUGCGAGAUUUUAAUCUCAUAAUAUUACAAUUUUUGAUUUAACCGUAAUAUUACGAGAUUUAAGUCAUAACAUUACAAUUCUUUUCUCAUUAUGUAAAGCUACAUAGUAUUAAGACUUAAGUCUUGUAAUAUUACAACUUUUUUCUCAUAUCUAUAAUAUUUCAUGUCAUGACUUUUUUCUCAUUAUUUCAAUCUCGUAAUAUUACGACGUAUGACUAUACUCUCGUAAUAUUACGAGAUUAAAAUCAUAAUAUUGUUUUUUCCUCAUAAUACAUAAAUUACUAUUUUUUUCUCAUUUUACGUGAAGAUACGUAAAUUAAGACUUUAGUCUUGUAAUAUUGCGACUUUUUUCUCAUAAUUUUAUGAUUUAAUCUCUUAAUAAUAUGACGUAUGACUUUACACUCGUAUUAGGAGAUUAAAGUCAUAACCUUACAAUUUUAUUUUCUCAUUAUGCGUAAUAUUACAACUUUUUCCUCAUUUUAUGUAAAGCUACUGUACGUAGCACUAUAAUUUAAGUCUUGUAAAGUUACUUUUUUCUCAAAAUAUUAUGAUUUUAGUCCCCCAAUAUUACGAGAUUUAAAUCCUAAUAUUGAUUUUUUUCCUCAUAAUACAUUACGACUUUUUUCUCAUAUUACGUAAAGUCACGUAAUAUUUUUCCUUUUUUUCCUUUUCCCUCAGAAUUUUACGAUUUGAAUCUCGCAAUAUUAUGACGUAUGACUUUACACUCGUAACAUGAGAUUAAAAUCAUAAUCUCACAAUUUUAUUUUCUCAUAAUACGCAACAUUGCGACCUUUUACUCAUAUUAUGUAAAGCUACAUAGUAUUACGACUUGUGUUGCAGUAUUACAACUUUUUUCUCAUAUUUAGAUUUGAAAUCUCGUAAUGUUAUGAUUUUUUUCUCAUAUUAUUGUAUCAAUCUCGUAAUAUUAAAACGUAUUACUUUACUUUCGUAAUAUUACGAGAUCCAAGUCAUGAUAUAAUUUCUUUUCUCAUAAUACGUAACGUUACAUUUUUCUCGUAUUGAGUAAAGUUAUUCAGUAUU